Rosa chinensis is the source of this 3834-nucleotide messenger RNA. RefSeq lists its product as uncharacterized. Gene Ontology annotation, biological process: DNA integration. Lineage: Eukaryota; Viridiplantae; Streptophyta; Magnoliopsida; Rosales; Rosaceae. Bases 1 to 3834 code for a protein of 1277 amino acids. The transcript is spliced from 4 exons. Gene Ontology annotation, molecular function: nucleic acid binding. The record is from RefSeq and is a predicted model, not a curated record.
AUGGCUAACCGUACUUUGAGGGAGUUGGCAACUCCUAAUGUAGAACAACAACCAUUGUGCAUCACCUAUCCAAAUCCGAAUGGGGAUGGAGGAUUUGAGCUUAAGUCUGGCAUGAUUCACUAUUUGCCUAAGUUCCAUGGCUUCUCAACAGAGGAUGCCAACUUGCAUCUUAAGGAGCUACAUAUGGUAUGUUCAGGAAUGAAGCCAGCAACUGUCCAUGAAGACCAUGUCAUGUUAAGGGCCUUCCCAUUCACAUUGGAGGGUAAGGCUAAGGAGUGGCUCUACAAUUUACCUUCCGGAUCACUCACCACAUGGAAUCAAGUGAAACAAGCAUUCCUUGAGCAAUAUUUUCCAGCCACAAAGGCUGCAAGCAUAAGGAAGGAUAUAUGUGCAAUCCGACAAAUGCAUGGAGAGUCCUUUGGAGAAUAUUAUGAGAGAUUCAUGUGCUUGGUUGCUUCAUGUCCUAAUCAUCAAAUAUCGGAGCACCUUCUCAUACAAUAUUUCUAUGAAGGAUUGUGUGGCACAGAUCGUGUGAUGCUUGAUGCAGCAAGUGGGGGAGCAUUCAUGGACAAGACUCAAGCUACUGCUAAAGCAUUGUUAAAGAACAUAGCUGAAAAUACUCGACAAUUUGGAGGGAGAGAUGAACUGUCACUUAAGAGCGUCAAAGAGGUUGUGAUAGCGCCAAAGCAAGUAUGCAGUGUGUGCUCAAUGGUGGGACAUGUUUCUGAUACAUGUCCAUCAUUGAUGGAGCAAAGUGGUUUUGAGCAAGCUAAUGCGGUUGGAUUUCAAGGGCAACAAAGGCCGAAAUAUGAUCCAUUCUCUAAUACCUAUAAUGCGGGGUGGCGUGAUCAUCCAAAUUUUAAGUGGAGCAACAAUGACAAUGUUUUGCAACCUCAAGGAAGUAAUUACACCCGCCCACCUGGAUUCUAUCAAGCUAGACCGCAAACAUCUUAUCAACCUCCUCCUCAACAACAAGCUCCAAGUAAGUCUCUUGAGGAUUUAGUUGCUUCUUUAGCUAACUCUCAACAAUCUUUUCAACAGAAAACAGAUAGGUCUAUUGAGAAUCUUGAGCGUCAAGUGAGUCAACUAGCAAACAUGAUUGGACAACAACACCAACAAGGAAAGCUCCCUAGUCAGACUGUGAUCAAUCCAAAAGGGGGGUUUGAGAAUGCUAGUGUUGUGACCUUAAGAAGUGGAAAAGAAGUUUUGGAGCAGCCAAGAGGGCAAAAGAGAGUUCAGAGAGCCAUGCAUAAUGAGGAGGAGCAAGGAGAAGCUACGGUAGCAAAGGAGGACAACCAUGAGUGCUUGGACACUUUAGGGCAGCCCCCUAAUCACAUAAAUGCAUCAAAGGCAGCCCUUAAACCCACAGGUUUAAGAGAUUCUAAGGUUAGUAAUGUAGUUCCAAGUUUGAUUACUUCAUGUCUUCCUUUUCCGCGUAGGUUUGCUAAAUCAAAGAAAGAGGAACUUGAAAAGGAGAUCUUGGAAACAUUUCGAAAAGUCCAAGUGAACAUACCGCUCUUAGAUGCAAUAAAACAAGUCCCAAAAUAUGCCAAAUUUCUAAAAGAACUUUGCACUACCAAGCGGAGAUUAAAGGGGAAUGAAACUGUAAAGGUGAGUGAGAAUGAAGGCUCAAGACCAACAAGAGAAGCUCAACGUCGUUUGAAUCCUGUCAUGAUGGAGGUGGUGAAGAAGGAGGUAUUAAAGUUGCUAGAUGUGGGUGUGAUCUACCCCAUCUCAGAUAGCAAGUGGGUGAGCCCAGUGCAGGUAGUUCCUAAACGAUCUGGUAUCACGGUUGUGAAGAAUGAAGACAACGAGCUAGUGCCUACACGUGUGCAAACUGGGUGGCGGGUGUGCAUUGACUAUCGAAAAUUAAACACAACAACUCGCAAGGAUCACUUUCCGCUACCCUUUAUUGAUCAGAUGCUCGAAAGGUUAGCUGGUCAUUCUCAUUAUUGCUUUCUUGAUGGUUAUUCAGGUUACAAUCAGAUUGCUAUUGCUCCGGAGGAUCAAGAAAAGACGACAUUCACUUGUCCUUUUGGGACUUUUGCAUACCGGAGGAUGCCUUUUGGACUCUGUAAUGCUCCUGCAACGUUUCAGAGAUGUAUGGUAAGUAUAUUUUCAGAUUUUGUCGAAAACAUCAUAGAAGUAUUCAUGGAUGAUUUUAGUGUUUAUGGUGAUUCUUUCGAUAAAUGCUUAGACAAUCUAUCUCUUGUGCUUAAUCGUUGCAUUGAAACUAACCUUGUUUUAAAUUGGGAAAAAUGUCAUUUCAUGGUUGAUCAAGGUAUUGUUUUAGGGCACGUUAUUUCUGCUAGGGGCAUAGAAGUUGAUAAAUCAAAAAUAGAUCUUGUACGUUCCUUACCCCCUCCCACAAGUGUGAGAGAGGUUCGUUCUUUUCUUGGACAUGCAGGUUUCUAUAGGCGAUUCAUCAAGGAUUUCUCGAAAAUAUCAAGACCCUUAUGCAGGUUGUUACAAAAGGAUGUGGCAUUUGAGUUCGAUGAAGAAUGCAGGGAAGCUUUUGAGAAACUCAAGGAGUUGUUAACCACAGCACCUAUCAUCACUCCUCCAGAUUGGAAUUUGCCCUUUGAGCUAAUGUGUGACGCCUCUGAUUAUGCUGUGGGGGCUGUUUUGGGCCAACGUUUGAACAAGCUUCCACAUGUUAUCUACUACGCAUCUCGGACUCUUAAUGAUGCUCAGUUGAAUUAUUCAACUACAGAGAAGGAGCUUUUAGCUGUUAUUUUCGCUUUAGAGAAAUUUCGUUCAUAUUUAAUUGGUACUAAAGUGAUUGUGUUUUCUGACCAUGCAGCUUUGAAGUAUCUUCUUACAAAGAAGGAUGCAAAACCGAGGCUUAUUAGGUGGAUGCUUCUCUUACAAGAGUUUGAUUUGGAAAUCAAGGACAAGAAGGGAAGUGAGAAUGUGGUAGCAGAUCACCUAAGCCGACUUGUAAAUGGUUCAAACGCAGAGGAGGAUCUAUUGCCUUUGCAUGAAAGCUUUCCGGAUGAGCAGCUUUUUCACUUAGAAGUUUUGGAGCCUUGGUAUGCAGAUAUCGUCAACUACAAAGUAACCAAGAAGUUUCCAGAUGAUUUGACAAAGGCUCAAAAGGAUAAGCUUGCUAAGACUGCCAAGUAUUAUGUGUGGGAUGAUCCGUACUUAUGGAAACAUUGUGCAGAUCAAUUGAUAAGAAGGUGCGUUUCAACGCCUUAUCAUCCUCAAACAAGUGGCCAGGUAGAAGUUUCUAACCGCGAGGUAAAGCAAAUUUUGGAAAAGACCGUGAAUCCUAGUAGGAAGGAUUGGAGCUUGAGACUUGAUGAUGCAUUAUGGGCAUAUAGAACAGCUUACAAGACACCAAUUGGGAUGUCACCAUUCAGAAUGGUCUAUGGAAAACCGUGUCACCUUCCGGUUGAGCUGGAGCAUAGGGCAUAUUGGGCGGUGAAGCGAUGCAAUAUGAACUUGGAAACUGCUGGUGAGCAAAGAAAGCUGCAAUUGAAUGAGCUUGAGGAAAUACGCAACGAUGCCUAUGAGAGUUCAAGAAUAUACAAGGAGAAAACAAAGGCGUUUCAUGACAAAAUGAUCACAAGGAAAACUUUUGUUGUAGGACAAAAAGUUCUUCUCUUCCAUUCUCGCCUUAAAUUGUUUCCGGGUAAGUUGCGCUCUCGUUGGGUUGGUCCUUUUGUUAUUACUAAUGUUUACUCUCAUGGUGCGGUUGAGAUUCGUAGUGAAAAAACCGGCAAAGUGUUCAAGGUAAAUGGACAUCGACUCAAGAUCUAUUAUGAGCCUUUUGUGAUGCAAAAUGUGGAGUUAGUACCCCUUCAUGAACCAGUGUCACAAGAAGAUUGA